Messenger RNA from Apis florea (little honeybee), 2988 nucleotides. RefSeq names its product discoidin domain-containing receptor 2. NCBI's taxonomy places the organism in Eukaryota, Metazoa, Arthropoda, Insecta, Hymenoptera, Apidae. The record is from RefSeq and is a predicted model, not a curated record. Gene Ontology annotation, cellular component: signaling receptor complex; plasma membrane. Gene Ontology annotation, molecular function: protein tyrosine kinase collagen receptor activity; collagen binding; ATP binding. Gene Ontology annotation, biological process: protein phosphorylation; positive regulation of kinase activity; positive regulation of phosphatidylinositol 3-kinase/protein kinase B signal transduction.
AUGGAGGACAAGAUCUUCGAAUCGUCGCGAAACAUCACCAUCAAGCUCCACCACCGUGUCGGCAAAUACGUGAAGCUGAGGCUUCAUUUCUCGGACAGAUGGAUCAUGAUCAGCGAGGUGACCUUCGACUCUGUCUCUCCGUGUCGCAGAUACGCCGGUGGUUCGUUGCCGACACUACCGCGGGAUCUGGGGAAUCGUUUUCUGGACAUCGUGAAACUCGACGACUAUCAAGAACCGUACCAGGCCCUCAAGUACGCGCCGUACUACAGCUACAGCACGGUCGUUAUGGAGAUGAAAGACAUGAUGCUGAACAACAAGGGCAGCAACAUCAAUCACUCAGUUGACACAUCGUACGAUUAUGCGGUACCGGAACUCGGCACGGUGCCCCUGCUCAACCAGGACGGAACAGGACGCGGCACCCCCGCCGCCUCCACCGCCGCCACUGACCAGGACACCAUCUUCUCCAAGACGUCGUCGCGCGGUAACAAGACGGAGAACAAGAAGUCGCCGACUCAACAGGAGGUGCUCUCGGCCCUGAAGAGACGUCUGGAGCAGACGAGCGUCCCGCUCUUCCCACGGCAUCGCCUCCGCAUGCUCUCGAAACUCGCCGAAGGGGCCUUCGGAACGGUGUACGUGGCGGAAGCAGAGGGGAUCCCGGAGUACGGAACGACGACCACCCUGGGCAAGCGUCUCGUCGCCGUCAAAUUUUUACUGCCGGAAGCCAGCGAGAAAGAAAAGUUGGAUUUCCAACGAGACGUCAGGAUCCUGGCCGCCCUCGAGGAUCGUAACAUAGCAAGAGUGCUGGGAGCUUGCUACCGCGAGGAGCCGUACUGCGUGGUGAUGGAGUACCUGGAGCACGGCGACCUCUGUCAAUUCCUGAAGACGCAUAUCACUGCCGAGGACGCCCAUUCCAUGCCGAUCGGUGUCAAAACGCUUAGGCGACUCACGCCGUUGUUCCCUCGUUUCAGUUUCAACUGUCUCAUCUACAUGGCGGCCCAAAUCGCGUCGGGCAUGCGGUACCUGGAGAAUUUGAACUUCGUGCACAGGGAUCUGGCUACUAGGUGAGAAUUGCUUGGUGGCAAAGCUUAUCACAUUAAAAUCUCGGAUUUCGGUACGGACAACGAAUUGUACGCGAGCGAUUAUUACAAAGUCGAUGGCACGGUGCCACUGCCGAUACGCUGGAUGGCCUGGGAAUCCAUAUUCCUGGGCAAAUACACGACGAAGAGCGACGUAUGGGCGUUCGCGGUGACCCUGUGGGAGAUCCUGAACCUUGGCAGACGGGUCCCUUACGAGCACUUGUCGAACGAGGAAGUGGUGCAGAGCCUGCGACGAUUGCAUCGGGCCGAUUGCGCCACCGACACCGAUGCGGAGAACAGCGGAUGCAAGGAGAAUACCGAUAACCUUUUCGGCUAUUUACCGCAGCCGACCGCGUGCUCCAAAGAUAUUUACGAUUUGAUGCUCGACUGUUGGCGGCGGGAGGAGAGCGAGAGGCCAACCUUCCGGGAGAUCUCGAUGUUCCUGCAGCGGAAGAACCUCGGCUACGCGCCCACAUCCUGAUAUUGAACGUUUGGCAAGGUCGAGGAGCACACGGUUUGUGGCGGUUGCCACGUGUGCCCGGCUAAACGUCGCUCAUACUUUGACCACGAGAUGGUCGAAGAUGCCGUUUACCCGCAUUGGAUAACCGUGAGAACCAAGUUCUGAAUUCUUCGACAGCCAUUUCCCUCGAAACCUCGGAAAGAUUUCGAGCGACCGAAAAAAGGUGUAUACACAUCGAAGAAGAAGGGAAUACAACGAUACGGUCCAAUAUCGGUUUCCGGCAACGAAAUCGAACUCUUCAGAUUCUCUUCGAUUUUUUUUUUUUUUUUUUUUCUUCCCCCUGUGAGAUAAUGUCGUAUCGAGCGAUUUCGAUUCGAUUGAGAUUUAUUCAAUUAGGAACUGAAAGUGAAAUAAACUUGGGAAACGAUUUUCAGGGAUGGCGGACGUGAAUCUGCCCGUGUAGAUAUGGUAGGAAGCUACUCUACCAUAGAUUCGUGAAAAUAUCGUAAAGAUUUGCUUAGUAGAUAAGUGAGGAAGGGGGAUCGUGACGAAACGAUUCUCGAUCGCGGAGAAAUAUUCGACGAGGGCGUUGUUUUAGACGUAAGGAAAACAAACGUAAAACUGUGAAACUCCGACAAUCGAAGAGAGCGCGACCUUUGUUCAAAAGGAAAUUCGCGCCAAGUUUCGCGCCAAUUUCGCGCGCUGGAUCUCGUGGAUCCUCGAUAUGAUCGUCGAAAAUUUAGGAGCAAUAUCGUGUAAUUAUAAUACAGCUGUGAACAUUCCUGCAUGGAUUUAAAGAUACGUUUAUUAUCUUCGAGGUAAAUAAGGGAUAUUCGUUUAAGAUUUUAAAAGUUACCUUCCGAGACGAUUAAUGUCUUUCUUUUGUAACGAAACAAUAAGAGAAGAAAAUUAAGGAAUAUGGAAAGGAAUAUGAAAAGUCAAAAAAGAAGGAAAGAAAAACGGGGAAAAAGCAUUGCAUCGACGUAUGGCAAUACGGUAUAACUAAAUAUCAAACUCACUUUCGUGAGUUGUUAAUCGAGUAAAGAAAAGGAAAAAAAAAAAAAAGAAAAAAAAAGAAAAAAAAAAGGAAAAAGAAAUUAUAUGAGAACAAGUGUGAAUGCGUGUGUUUGUGAACGUGUAGAUGGUUACAAUUCAUCGUGCGUAAAUUUAUCGUAAUCAGGUUAGGCUCGAUAGACUUCGAACGAAUCGACAGACUGUCGAAGCAAGACUGUCGAAUUUCUCGUGUAACGUCAUAUUACACGAUAGAGAGCUCUCAUCGCGUACAAAUUGUACACGAGAAAGAUUCGUAUCACGAUGUAUCAUUUUCUCGAUCUGCGUAUCUUGGCCAUCGAAUCGCGCUGAAAUUAGAAUAAGAUUUACAAAGUUAAACUGUCAAUAUAUCUUAUUUCAAAGAGAACAAAAAAAGAAAAAAAAAAAAAAAUUGUAAAAUUU